This is a messenger RNA of Caenorhabditis sp. 36 PRJEB53466, 1930 nucleotides long. Lineage: Eukaryota; Metazoa; Nematoda; Chromadorea; Rhabditida; Rhabditidae. The record is from the annotation of a GenBank genome assembly.
AUGGUGGGUUCGCUCGCUUUUCUCUCGCUUUUCAUUAAUUUCCAGACGGACCGUCUCUACAUGGAGCACGAGGCGGGCGCGGCUCCGAUGCUCCAGCCGGGCACGUGUUGUGCUCAGUUUCGUCUGCAGAAGAUGUUGAGUGUCGGCGGAUUCGGCCAAGUUUUCGAGGCGUCUGUCGUCGGGACGCGGGGCGAGGAGAAGAGUGUGGUGAAGGUGGAGGCGCAGGCGGCCUUGGUACGGUUCUAGGGACUAGCUUUUUCUGGGCAACACGCUCUCCAGAGCUGACAAUGAGCGCAAGUGCGCCCCGCCCAAUAGAGCGAUACAUUGGCGCGAAAUUCAAAUUUUAACAGAAAAAUUUGUGUUUUUUUCCAGAUUAGCCUCGAAAAACCGAUAAUUUCUCAUUUGUCUCUCGAUAGACCGAUUGUAUAGGCUAUUACGAAUUUUUUAAGCGCAAGAGCGUUAAAUUUGGUCAAGUCGCAAAUCACAUUUAUCCUUUGGAAGGUUUUUGGCUAAAACUGCGUGAAUUUCAGUUGCUUUUCGGUAAUUUUCGCGGUUCGAGCGCUCAAAAUGCUUGUAUUUACGUGAUUUAUCAUUCUCAAACCCAAUUCUGUCUGAAAACGGUCAAGAAAGCGCAAAAUGAGAAGUGCGAUUUUUAGGCGGCGAUCGGCGGCGAAGGCGAAAAAGCAAAGUCCGCGAAAAAUGCGCCAAAACGUCAUUAAUUCUGAGAAUUAGUGUGUUUUCAUGUGGAACAAUCAUUUUUCAUCGCCUUUGACCACAAAAAUCAGAGAAAACCUGCUCAAUUUAUGAAAACGCCAUUUGGCCGAGGCCACGCCCAUAUUGUCAGCUCUGGAGACCGUGCGCGGCAAGGUUAUCAUUUACAGUUCCAACUCCUGUUCAAUGAGUGCGCGUGUCUCAAGAGUCUGAACGCGGCGUUCAAUCCUUCGAAUCUUCCCGAUUCGACUCCGUUCCUUCGGUAUCACGGCUACGGAACCAUCGACGGAUUCCGUUGGUUGGCGAUGGAAAAGUGCGGAGAGAAUCUGACCGAUCUGAGAAAGGCGACGCCGUUGAAUCGAUUCAGGUAAGCGCACAAUCUAAUAAAGAACACGCGCGUAGCUCCGGAGCCUCGUACAGUGUCGCCACAUCGUUGUACAUUCUGUCCAAGUUCAUCGAGGCGCUUCAAAUGAUGCACAGUAUCGGGUGGCUGCAUCGGGACGUGAAGCCGGCGAAUGUGUGCGUCGGAUUGCACUCGCCACGUCAUCUCUACCUGCUCGACUUCGGGAUGAGUCGCAUUUUUGUGGAGAAAGACGGGAAUCUGAAGGCGCGGCGGGUGACGGCGCCGUUCCGAGGCACCCUCAGAUACGUGUCCGUCAACAUUCAUCGUCGACAGGUUUGUAUAGGGGCGACCAGAAAAAGUUAGGCUAUCAAGAAAUUCUAGGACGCGAGUCGAUGGGACGACAUCUGGAGCGCAUUCUACAUUGCCACGGAGAACAUGGUCGGCUUUCUGCCGUGGCGUCGAAUGGGUGACGCGAAGCUCGUCGAGCAGACAAAAAUGAGCACCGAUCUGGCCGUUCUCAAGUACGGAUCGGAGGGCGCGCGGCCGAACAGCAUGCGUCUCAUCGAGGACUACCUCGCCGUUUCCCAAUCGGAUCCGUCCUACUUCUACCAGCCACCGCCCUACGAGAUCAUGAUUCGAGAGAUUGUGAGUGUUUGUGUACGCCAUGGCCCAGUUUUAUACAAUUUUUUGGUUUCCUAGGCUACGGACCUGCGCCUCCGCGGUUUCUCUGCACUUUCAACGGUUCCUCUGGAUUGGCAGAAUGUUCAGUACGCGCCCACGCAUCAAUACCACUACUACCCGAGCACUCCGAAGAUUUCAGUUCAGAAGGCGCCACGUCAUCGCCAAGAGUACGAGCGUUCUGUGUGCUUUUACUAG